AUGACGUUAAAAUUGGUAUUGGUAGUUGUUUUGUCAGUGUAUGUAACAGACGCUUUAGACAAUCCGACCUUUACUUUAUCGCCAUCUGGUGGACAAUUCACAGUUAAAGAUUAUCCCGGAUUAUCUACGGUUCUGUUUCACUACUGGAUUGAUAAUGGUGAUGAAAUAAUAGAUAAAGCAACACUUACAGAUACGAGGGUGUGGCAACUGUCAAAUCCAAAACUAAGACCAUUAAGACGUCUACAGUAUUAUGCUGAAUUUUAUUUUAAUACUGGUGUAGUAACCAGUGUAAAACAGAAAUGGGACAGAGCUCCAGUAGCAGUUUUACCUCCCAGAAAGAUGAGAGGAGUUGUUAUGUUUCGAGAAGAUUUUAAUGGUGACCAGCUAGACAUUAAUAACUGGUUGUUAGCAGUGACAGCAACUGAUGAUUAUCAAGUAGAAUUCCAAGCUUAUACAAAUGAUAAAAGAAAUGUAUUUGUAAGGAAUGGUUACCUGUAUCUAAAACCUACACUUACUGUGGACAGUGGUCAUUUUACUGAGGACGAUUUACAGCACGGUGUUAUGGACUUGAAAAAAACGUGGGGAGUGUGUACAGAGGGUGGUAAUAAUGGCUGCUACCGUGAUUCUAAAAAGGAUAUCUUACCACCAACCCUAUCUGGAAGAGUCCUUAGUAAACCCAAUAUAAAAUAUGGUACCAUUACAGUUAGAGCUCAAAUACCUCGUGGAGAUUGGCUGUGGCCAGCUAUCUGGAUGAUGCCAAGUAAACCAGAUUAUGGAUGGUGGCCGGCAUCUGGAGAAAUAGACUUCAUGGAAGCCACUUGUAACCAAGUAAUGCAUGAUUCGAAUGGUAAAAAUGUUGGUGUACAGCGAAUUUUCUCAACGUAUCACAUGGCACCACAAGGUGGUAAUUUUGCCGUGGGCAGAACAUUUACAAAAGACACUGGUGAUUGGCAUGGUUUCCACAACUACGAACUAGAAUGGUCUCCUGAUCGCUUAGUUAUAAAAGUUGAUGGAAAAUGGAUGAACACAAUAGAUGUUCAUGAUGGAUCUUCAAUCUGGGAUAUGUUUAACCUGAAGGGAGAUAAUCCAUGGGUUAAUGGUACCAAAAUUGCGCCGUUUGAUAAAGAGUUUUAUCUGAUUUUAAACGUUGCUGUUGGAGGAACCACUUCAAUGUUCAGCGACAGCUUCACCUACCCAUAUACUAAACCUUGGAAGAAUUCUGAUGCAAGGCCUAUGGCAAAUUUCUGGGCUGGUAGGAAUCUAUGGCUACCAUCCUGGCAUGGCGAUGAUGUGGCAAUGAUUAUUGAUUAUGUAGAAUUUAGACAUAUGUAAACCCUUUGUGUAACAACCUGUUUCAGCAAGGUUUUUUUUGGAAUAAACAUUCCUCUUAUCUUCAAAUAGGCACCUUUUGGUGUACCAAUUAAUCUGAGAAAUGUAAACGCCGUAAGCUCGA
This is a messenger RNA of Patella vulgata (common limpet), 1453 nucleotides long. RefSeq names its product beta-1,3-glucan-binding protein. Bases 1 to 1332 code for a protein of 443 amino acids. The record is from RefSeq and is a predicted model, not a curated record. NCBI's taxonomy places the organism in Eukaryota, Metazoa, Mollusca, Gastropoda, Patellidae. The transcript is spliced from 12 exons. Gene Ontology annotation, biological process: carbohydrate metabolic process. Gene Ontology annotation, molecular function: hydrolase activity, hydrolyzing O-glycosyl compounds.